AUGAGAUUUUUUAUCCCACCCCAUGUUAUUUUCGUUGAUGUUGUCAUAUCUCUGGUUGUCCUUGACUCGACGACAAUAGCUGAAGGGGACAGGGAAAAACGAUAUUUGGUAUUUCCAACGCCGAGUAGUUUUGCGGCGACAAAAGUUCAGAUAAUCGCUGGUCUUGGUCUGCCAAUGGACGUAGAUGUCAGCACCAUAAUCGGAUAUGUUAUGAAAUUCAAUUACGCCCUUCCAUACAACGCGUCUUACCUGACAGAGCCCUACGUGCGGUAUGAGAGAUCGAUGGACGGCUUUCGUCAGGAAGAAAUCGCUGGAGAAUUCGAUCAGCAAGGCUCAUCCUUGGGAUCCAUUUCACGAUGGGAUAUAUACCAAAUGAUCGAGUCUAGUCUGGAUGCUCUUGGUUCAGGGAGAAACUGCCUCUUAAGGGUGAUUUGCGAGGCAGCUGCUGUGCCAUUUUCAAAAUACCAUGGAAUUUCACCGGAGCUCAUUCACGUUCUCCUCACACCGUCAUGCACCCCAGAACCAUACGGAAAUCUAGAAGACCAAGAGUAUCACGCAGCCGAAUUCCAAGGCCGGAAGACCCCCGAAGCCUGCAGACACUCGUUCCAAGACUGUCCCGAGAACAUUCUCGACUAUUUCACCGAGAUCAUAAAUGACCAAUGA
This is a messenger RNA of Diachasma alloeum, 663 nucleotides long. RefSeq lists its product as uncharacterized. The record is from RefSeq and is a predicted model, not a curated record. NCBI's taxonomy places the organism in Eukaryota, Metazoa, Arthropoda, Insecta, Hymenoptera, Braconidae. The coding region runs from base 1 to 663 and encodes 220 amino acids. The transcript has 4 exons.